ACCCAAUCCUAACCCCUCCCCUAACUCUGACGGCCGAGAGAUCCUUCUCGUUUCCAGACGCUAGAAUUUAGGAGGUGUGCUUUUAUAAUGGUUGCGGCUGCGGAAUGAAACGCUCGGGUGCGCCGACUGCGCCAGCGCGGGCUGCUCUAUGUCGUCGCGCCUCGGCUUGUACCCCCUUGAGCCGGCUCUCGCCGCGGCGGCUGAGGCGCUGCUCCGUUCCCGCUCCCGGCCGCGAGCCGUCCUCCGGGGGACGCGCGCGCUGCACGCGCUGCUCGUGGUCUCCUCCCUGCCCUCCGCGCCCACGGCCACCACCUUCCUCGUCAACCAGCUGCUUGCCCUCUACUCCCGCCUCUCUGCGGUCCCCGACGCCCUCGCCCUCCUCCGAUCCACGCCGCGCCCCUCCGUCGUCUCGUACAACACCGUCCUCUCUGCUCUCUCCCGCGCCCCGAGGCACGCGCCGCACGCUUUCCGGCUCUUCCGCGGUCUGCACGCGUCCGGUCUCCGUCCUACCGCCCCCAGCCUCUGCGCCGUCCUUCGCGCCGCCGGUGCGCUGCGCUACGGUCGCACAGGCGCCGCGGUGCACUCGCAGGCCUUGACGCUCGGCUUCGUCGCCAGUGACAUUGUGCCGACCGCGCUGCUCCAGAUGUACUCCGCGUGUGGUUCGCCGUGGGACGCCAACCAGGUGUUCGACGAAAUGGCAACGCGGGAUGUGGUGGCGUGGAACUGCGUGAUGCACUGCAACGUGCGGUAUGGCUAUCUUGAUCGCGCGCUGGGGAAGUUCUGCAGGAUGGUGAGGGUUGGGCUGGCGCCCACGGAGAGCACGCUUUCCUCAGUGCUGAGUGGGUGCGGGCGCGCUGGGGACUCGCACCAUGGGCGUGCACUUCAUGGAUGGGUGGUGAAAUCAGAGAUGCUUGAUCCUGAUUUGCCGCUGCAGAAUGCUCUGCUCGACAUGUACUGCUGCUGUGGUGACAUGGACACUGCGCUCCGUGUGUUUGAGACGAUUGAGACACCUGACCUGGUCUCAUGGAAUACUAUAAUUGCUGGGUUUUCUGGCAUCGGGGAUGGAUGGAGCGCUAUGGAUGCCUUUGUGCUGCUCAAGGCUGUGCCCUUCUGUGAACUGCUUUCUCCUGAUGAGUAUACAUUUGCAGCUGUGGUGUCUGCUGUUGCUGCUUUGCCAGCAAUGUGUACUGUCAAGCCGCUUCAUGCCGAAGUGAUCAAAGCUGGGUUGGAGAGCAGCGUCUUCGUAGGUAAUACACUGAUCAAUAUGUAUUUCGCAAAUGAGGAGCCGCGCUCUGCUCAGAUUUUGUUUGAUUCCAUUACGGUGAAAGAUGUAAUCAUGUGGACCGAGAUGGUUGCUGGCCAUUCUGCCCUAGGUGAAGGAGAGUUAGCCCUGAAGUACUUUACUAGCAUGCUGGAGGAAGGGCACAAGGUCGAUAACUUCUCUUUGAGCAGUGCUUUGAAUUCCACAGCAGAUCUUGCAGGCCUGAAGCAAGGGGAAAUGCUCCAUGCUCAAGUGGUAAGAAGUGGUUACGAAGGAAAUAUUUGUGUCUCUGGAAGCCUUGUUGACAUGUAUGCGAAAAAUGGUGCUCUUGAAGGUGCCUAUUCGGUGUUCUGCACCAUACAGAAGCCAGAUUUGAAGUGCUGGAAUUCUAUGAUAGGAGGAUAUGGCAAUCAUGGGGAUUCUGAAACCGCAUUCAAAUUAUUUGGUGAAAUGAUUCGUGGUGGGCUGCAACCUGAUCAUGUAACUUACAUCUCCCUUCUUUCUGCUUGUAGCCACCGCGGACUGGUUGAGAAAGGAAAGCUUUAUUGGUUUUGUAUGAUGACUGACGGUAUUGUGCCGGGGUUCAAACACUACACUAGCAUGGUGAGUUUGUUGAGUAGGGUGGGUUUAUUGGAGGAAGCAGUUGAUUUAAUUUUGAAAUCCCCUUCUGCCAAGAAAUAUCCUGAGCUAUGGAGAAUUUUGCUAAGCUCCUGUGUGACAUUUAGAGAUUUGUCCAUCGGUGUUCAUGCUGCCGAACAGGCACUGGAGCAGGACCCAGAUGAUAUCUCAACACAUAUACUGCUUUCAAACCUUUACGCCUCUGUAGGAAAAUGGGACAAUGUGGCUGUAAUCAGGAAAAGGAUCAGAGGGCUGACGAAUGAAAAGGAGCCUGGGCUAAGCUGCAUUGAGAUUAAAAAUAUUGUCCAUGCGUUCUCUGCAGAUGACGAAUGCCACACUCAAAUAGAUGAUUGUCAUGAUGAGUUGCUGAGAAUAAAGGGAAACAUGGAAUUGUUGGAUAACUGUGAAAAUGAGUUGCUGUCAAAUGGUUAAUUUGCCAUGAACUUAUUUCAUAAAUAGUACUUGGCAUGCUUUCCUUUGUCACACCAGGAAAGCUGAUGUUUAUGAUAUGAUUUGAGCAUAAGAAACAAAAUCAAGUUACAUAUCAAGUACUCGAUCGAACAGGCCAACAAUUGCUCAGUUUGCAGGUUUGGUGACUACCUCUGACGUUAAUUGAAUAUAAAUUGAAGAUUACAGGGCAAGACAUCCCGGAACAUAUCUUGAGAAGGUUCAGUCAUAAAUGAGGAUCAUGUGAGGCUCCAGAGCAGCUUGUCCCAAUCAUGCCCUUCCUAUCAUGUAACGUGUCUGAAGCCUGAACCGAUCCUUUGUUGGUGCAAGCAUAGCAUUUUGAUUUUGAUUUAUCAAUUCAUUUCAGACAACAGCGUGAUUCUGAAGUUUAAAUUUACCUUUAUGGACAUGAAUACCAGCUGAGGCAACUGCCAACCGGUUUGGUCCACCUUUAUGGACAUGAAUACCAGCUGAGGCAACUGCCAACCGGUUUGGUCCACUCGGGUGCUUCUGCUUCUUCCUGUUGCUACAUGCCAUUGGAAGCUACUUGAGGAACCACACAUGUGACACUAAUGACUACACUCUCCUCAGUGAUUUCUUCGGGCAUACUGAAGGUGGCGGCGUGUGUUGUUGUGUUUUCAUCAUCACACUGAUGUCAUUUGUCGGCAUCUUGAGGACUUCUACGACAACAGUUGGAUGAAGGGUGGUCGGACUUGAUCUUUCUGGUUAUGGUUUUACAUGAUCAUCAAUUUAUUCGUUUUACAUGGUACUGUCUCUGUUUCUUUGGCUUAGUUGGAUCAGCUUCAGCACCUUGAGUUCUCUAACAGCUGGAGACAAGGUUUAGUCCCUUUCUAAAUCCCCAUCGAUCAUUCAAAUUGGAGUGUUUUAAUCUUAAUGGCAAUAUGUUUGACUGGGCCAA
Phragmites australis (common reed) is the source of this 3245-nucleotide messenger RNA. RefSeq names its product pentatricopeptide repeat-containing protein At3g50420. Gene Ontology annotation, biological process: RNA modification. Bases 149 to 2311 code for a protein of 720 amino acids. The record is from RefSeq and is a predicted model, not a curated record. Gene Ontology annotation, molecular function: RNA binding; protein binding. The transcript has 3 exons. Lineage: Eukaryota; Viridiplantae; Streptophyta; Magnoliopsida; Poales; Poaceae.